GUGUUGCAGAAAGGAGCAAAAGAAGCUCCCACAAAACCUAAAGGACGGCCAAAGAAGGACUCAGUAGACGGUAGUGCAGACUCUGAGAUCGAAGUUGACGAGGAAAGUUCGUGUGACAUCAUGCAUGAAGAUGCUUCUGAGGAGUCGCCAAGCAGUUCAACAACUCCUGCACUAGACACGGAAUGUGGCCAGUCUUCGUCUUUGGAUGCCUCAUGUGAUGCUGACUCGCUCUAUUUAACACCAAACGAUCAGCCCGAACAUCCCUGGUGA
Candidula unifasciata is the source of this 270-nucleotide messenger RNA. Lineage: Eukaryota; Metazoa; Mollusca; Gastropoda; Stylommatophora; Geomitridae. The record is from the annotation of a GenBank genome assembly.